GUCGCGCACAACCUACCGCUGCUGUCAAGGGAAAAAAAAAGAAGCCACCGAGUUCUUGGGUGAGCGUCUAUCUAACUUUUCGAUCCUUCGUCGAACCGCCUUUCCGUCCCUCCCUGCCCGAUCCCGCUUCAUCGAUUCGGAUAUCUCGCUUUCCCGCCUCCCUGCUCCAUCCUGGCCUUCUGGGCAAACUGAUAUAUACCCCUUUCGGUCUCACUCUCUUUUGCAUCCUUUCUUUUUCUUCUCCCUUUCGCUCUUUUUUCCUUCUUCUUUUCUUGCUUUUACCUCAGCCUCGAGCGCCGCGCUACCUCUUUGGCCCAACGGCCCACGGCUUGAAGGAACAGCUUUAUUAUUCCCUUCUUUUUAUUUUUCGCCCCCAAACCUUCUGGAAAAAAAGCCAAAGAACAAAAAAAAGGCCGCAGAAAAGCAAGGGGAGGGAGGGGGCAUCAGGCUGUGUGCUCCUCCCCAUCAUGUCGUCGCAGCCGGUGAACCUGGAGGAGAACAACGGGGCCGCCCUCACCAUCACGGCCGCGACCUUCCUGGCCCUCACCUACGUGUCGGUCGCCCUGAGGGUAUACGUGCGAAGUUGUCUCACCAAGAGCUUCCUGGCCGACGACUGGCUGAUGCUGCUAUCACAGGCAAAUUUCACGGUAUCAUGUACCUUUAUCCUCAUCGGUGUCCCUUUUGGCAUAGGGAGGCAUAACAAAGCUCUGCCGCAGAGGCAGGAAAUAGAAGCAUUAAAGUGGCAAGCUCUUGCAACAGCGAGCUACGUGAGCAACAUGCUCUUCAUCAAGCUCAGCAUCGCCGUCUUCCUGCUGCGGCUGUCGGGCGAGAAUAAGUACAAGUACGCCAUCUGGGCCAGCGCCGCCAUCGUCUUCGUCUGGAGCGUCGUGCUCUUCUUCUGGAACAUCUUCCAGUGCAGCCCCGUCGAGGCCCAGUGGGACUACACCAUCCCGGGCCUCAAGUGCGUCACGUCGGACCAGGUCGUGAGCGCCGCCCUGGCCCUGAGCGCCAUGACGGUCCUGAGCGACUUCUUCUACGCCCUGCUGCCCGUGCCCAUCAUCUGGCAGAUCAAGAUGACCAAGCAGGCCAAGUUGACUGUCAUGCUCAUCUUGAGCCUGGGUGUUUUCGCGUCCAUCGCCACCCUCAUCCGACUCAAGUUCCUCGCCGACCUUAACGACACGGCCGACAUAUUAUUCGCCGGCACCGACGCCAUGGUCUGGACCCUCACCGAGCCCGGCGUCGCCAUCAUGGCCACGAGCCUGGCCACGAUCCGGCCGCUGCUCCGCAAGCUCCGACUUCCCGGCUUCGGCUCUACCGGCGUCACGGGUCGCAGCGGCCCCACGGGCGGCGGCUACUACGGCCCCGGCAGGAGCGGCAAGUCGGCCGCCCUCCGCUCCGCCACCAACCGCUCCGCCGCCACCCGCGGCAGCAGGGCCAUGCCCGGCUUCGGCGCCGCCGACAUGCCGCUCGAGGACCUCGAGUCCGCCCGCGGAGGAGGAGGAGGAGGAGGAGGUGGUGGUGGCGGAGGAGGUGGCGGGGUUGUGGUGGCGGCGGCAACGACUACAUCGUCAUCGUCGACAGCGGCGGGCAAGGGUGUGCUGGUGACCAAGACGAUGACCGUGACCUCAAUACCCAGCCCGGCAGCCUCGCCGCCGCCCCCGCAGCAGUAUCAACGGAGGUCGGUUGGCGGCGUCGGCGGCGGGCGGGAGGCCAGGAGCGGCAGCGACAGCGACAGCGACUCGACGCGGGGCCUGGCAACCAACCCGGCGGCUAGCCCCAUGAGCGAGACGUUUAUGCCCGGGGUGGAGGAGUACGGCGGCGGCCGCCUCCACAGCAGGUCGAACUCGGCGGCGCAACAGCAGCAGCAGCAGCAGCAGCAGCAGCAGUCGCAGUCGCAGUCGCAGCGACCGUGGGAUGGCGCCGCGAGGCAGGAGGCGCCGCAGAUCCCCAAGAUCGACGUCGAUUUCCGACACGGCUCCUGGCCCUCGCCGAUUGGUAGUGAGGGUGGCGGCGGAGGUGGCAGAUCGGACGCAGCACGGCGGAGCUCGCAGUUCGGUGUUCAACACAAGCGUUAA
Messenger RNA from Gaeumannomyces tritici R3-111a-1, 2075 nucleotides. RefSeq lists its product as hypothetical. Lineage: Eukaryota; Fungi; Ascomycota; Sordariomycetes; Magnaporthales; Magnaporthaceae. The record is from RefSeq and is a predicted model, not a curated record. The transcript is spliced from 6 exons. Bases 468 to 2075 code for a protein of 535 amino acids.